Messenger RNA from Mesocricetus auratus (golden hamster), 2465 nucleotides. RefSeq names its product zinc finger protein 18 (gene Znf18). Bases 326 to 1981 code for a protein of 551 amino acids. The record is from RefSeq and is a predicted model, not a curated record. NCBI's taxonomy places the organism in Eukaryota, Metazoa, Chordata, Mammalia, Rodentia, Cricetidae. Gene Ontology annotation, molecular function: RNA polymerase II cis-regulatory region sequence-specific DNA binding; DNA-binding transcription factor activity, RNA polymerase II-specific. The transcript is spliced from 7 exons. Gene Ontology annotation, biological process: regulation of transcription by RNA polymerase II.
GGAAGGCCUGCCGCUAGUUACCCCGCCCUCAGUGACAACCCUGAUGCACCCCGGCAGAUCCCCAGAAGUCUGCUCUAGCGAUUCCUGGGCUUAAACCGCUGCUGCUUGGGAGCCGUGGAGGAACCUGAUCUGUAAACUUUUAUUACUUACCUUACGGGGCGGUCCGGAAGGUCAGCUACAGCACGAGCAGAGCUCACAGUUGAUAAACAAAGGGCUCCCUACGGCCUUGGCUCUCAUUCUUCAGCAUUGCUAGAAGACGCAGUUCUCUACAGAGACAGUUCCAUCCUGGAAGCCCUUCACCUAAAAGACCCUGUGAAGCCAGAUAAUGCCUGUUGACUUAGGGCAGGUCCUGGGCCUGCAGCCUUCUCUGGCCAAGGCCAAAGCUGAGGAUGCCACAUUCUGUGAAUCAGAUGCUAACCAGGAAAGAGAGCUCACCAACGCUGAGACUGCUCGCCAGCUUUUCAGGCAAUUUCGUUACCAGGUGAUGUCUGGGCCCCAGGAAACGCUGAGACAGCUUCGGAAGCUCUGUUUCCAGUGGCUACGGCCAGAGGUUCACACCAAAGAGCAGAUCCUGGAGAUCCUCAUGCUGGAGCAGUUUCUGACCAUCCUUCCCGGGGAGAUCCAGAUGUGGGUGAGGAAACAGUGUCCAGGUAGUGGAGAAGAGGCAGUGACCCUUGUGGAAAGCUUGAAGGGAGAUCCUCGGAGACUAUGGCAGUGGAUUGGCAUCCAAGUUCUAGGACAAGAGAUCCCGUCUGAGAAGAUGAACUCGACACACUGCCAAGGUGGUGAGGUGGAGCCCAGGCUGGAAGUGGUGCCUCAGGACCUCCCCCUUCAGAAUUCACCCUCAGCUCCUGGGGAGUUGCUGAGCCAUGGUGUGAAAGAGGAGUCAGACAUGGAACCAGAGUUAGCUCUGGCUGCUGCCCAGCUUCCUGCCAGACCAGAGGAGAGGCCUAGCAGAGACCAGGACAUGGGAACAGCAUUUCUCCCAGCAGUACAUCAGGAGCAGUGGAGAAACCUGGAUUCUACUCAGAAGGAACAGUACUGGGAUUUCAUGCUGGAGACCUAUGGGAAAAUGGUCUCAGGAGCAGGUAUUUCUAACUCCAAACCUGACCUGACUAACAUAGCAGAAUAUGGGGAAGAACUGGCAGGACUACAACUUCACAUCAGUGAGAAGAUACCAAGACUCACCUGCAAAGAAGACAGACAAGAAAAUGACAAAGAGAACCUAAACUUGGAAAAUCACAGGGACCAGGGUUCUCUGGAUGUUUUCUGCCAGGCAUCAGGUGAGGCACCACCACAGACUGCGUUGGAUUUCCUUGGUGAGAGUGAGCUGCAUCGCUUUGGAGGAGAGAAUGUCCCUGAAGCUCUGGAAAGCCUUCAGAGUGAGGGACCACCAGGGGGGCAGCUCUUUCCUCCUGAAAGGGUCCCUGGGAAACAACUAGGUCAGCACAUACAGAGCUCUUCUUCAGGAGAGCUGUCUGCCUUGUGGCUGGAGGAGAAGAGAGAGGCCUCUCAGAAGGGACAGAGCAGAGCUCCCAUGGCCCAGAAACUGCCCACCUGCAGAGACUGUGGGAAAACCUUCUAUAGAAAUUCACAGCUUGUUUUCCACCAAAGGACUCAUACGGGAGAGACAUACUUUCAUUGCCCCAUUUGCAAAAAAGCCUUUCUGCGAAGCUCAGACUUUGUGAAACAUCAGAGAACUCACACAGGAGAGAAGCCCUGUAAAUGUGAUUACUGUGGCAAAGGCUUUAGUGACUUAUCAGGCUUGCGCUACCACGAGAAAAUCCACACAGGAGAGAAACCCUAUAAAUGCCCCAUCUGUGAGAAAAGGUUUAUUCAGAGGUCAAACUUUAAUAGACAUCAAAGGGUUCACACAGGUGAGAAACCUUACAAGUGUACCCACUGUGGCAAGCGCUUCAGCUGGAGCUCCAGCCUGGAUAAGCAUCAGAGAUCACACCUGGGGAAGAAGCCCUGCCCAUAGCCUCUCCCCACCAGCCUGCCAGUCAUUGCAGCCCUGCUCAGCUCUGCCUGGAGGGCCUGCCACCAGAGAGGACCUCUCCUCCUCUCUUGGAGGGAGAGGAGCUGGGCACUGUUUUGACAUGGAGGGAUAUUAUUCUGAUUGGAUUUCUUGGUUUAGCUUUUCCUUUUGCACCAGGAAAAGAAACCAGUCUCCCUUUUUCAGCUGGUCUCUUACUUUGAACCCCUUGGGAAAGACAUGCCGUGUAGAUAAUGGCUUUAGUAGCUUUCUCUGACAAGAACCUAACUGAUAAGGCCUUGAUUGCUGCUAGCAGUGAGAACCUCAGAUCAACUUUAGAACUGUGGGUCUAGAGCAGGCUGUCUGUUGCAGAAGGGGAGGUAGGGAGGCCUGAGUACAUGAUGUCUUUGUCAGACAGGUGGCAAAGUUCUCAUUUAACUGUCCCUUAUUUGAAAUAAACUGAGCUGAGUUAGUCUCUGUCUUCCUUGUA